Messenger RNA from Quercus lobata, 1936 nucleotides. Its product is annotated as 12S seed storage globulin 1-like. The record is from RefSeq and is a predicted model, not a curated record. Lineage: Eukaryota; Viridiplantae; Streptophyta; Magnoliopsida; Fagales; Fagaceae. Gene Ontology annotation, molecular function: nutrient reservoir activity. The transcript is spliced from 3 exons. Bases 292 to 1362 code for a protein of 356 amino acids.
ACUCACAGUCACAGUCACAGCCACAACGAGGUUUUCCAUGCUUUUUCAACUUUUGUAACAGCUUGCCUGCGUGGCAUGCUGUUUGUUUAAAUCCGUAUACUCUCCCUCUCCGUCUUUAUCUCAGAAUCUUUCUCUUUUUGAAGCAAUACUUAUCUACAACAAUAAUUACUCUCCCGCUGGCUGCUACUAUAAAUAUCUAAUACUCUCUUUUCAGUUUUCACGCACAGCAUAGACUGUUGGGUAUUCUAUUCUUUUUUGGGUUUCAAAGAGUAAAAGAGUAAAAGAAAAUCGAUGGAGCUUGAUCUCUCUCCAAAGUUGGCUAAGAAGGUGUACGGUGGCAAUGGAGGGUCGUACCAUGCUUGGUCUCCAUCUGAGCUUCCCAUGCUUCGUGAAGGGAAUAUUGGUGCUGCCAAGUUGGCCCUUGACAAGAAUGGUUUUGCUCUUCCUCGUUACUCUGAUUCUGCCAAGGUUGCUUAUGUACUCCAAGGAAAUGGUGUAUCUGGAAUUGUGCUUCCUGAAUCAGAAGAGAAGGUCCUCGCAAUUAAGAAGGGUGAUGCCAUUGCCCUUCCUUUUGGCGUGGUUACAUGGUGGUACAACAAAGAGGACACUGAGUUAAUUGUUCUUUUCUUGGGAGAUACUUCAAAAGCUCACAAAGCUGGUGAGUUUACUGAGUUUUUCCUGACAGGUUCCAAUCGGAUCUUCAGUGGGUUCUCUACUGAGUUUGUGAGCCGAGCAUGGGACUUGGAUGAGAAUGUUGUGAAAACCCUUGUUGGAAAGCAAUCAGGCAAUGGAAUUGUCAAGAUUGAUGGGAACUUUAAAAUGCCUGAGCCAAAGAAGGAACAUCGAUUGGGUAUGGCAUUGAAUUGUGAGGAGGCUCCAUUAGACGUGGACAUUAAGAAAGGUGGAAGGGUUGUGGUCUUGAACACUAAUAACCUUCCUUUGGUUGGUGAAGUUGGGCUUGGGGCUGACCUUGUUAGAUUGGAUGGAAGUGCCAUGUGCUCUCCUGGAUUUUCUUGUGACUCGGCAUUGCAGGUGACUUAUAUUGUUAGGGGUAGUGGCCGUGUUCAGGUUGUCGGUGUUGAUGGCCGUAGGGUCUUGGAAACAACUCUUAAGGCAGGAAAUUUGUUCAUCGUGCCAAGGUUUUUUGUUGUUUCAAAGAUUGCCUCUCCUGAGGGUAUGGAGUGGUUCUCUAUCAUCACCACCCCCAAUCCAAUAUUCACUCAUUUAGCUGGAAGGACUUCUGUUUGGAAGGCUCUAUCUCCUUCGGUUCUCCAGGCUUCAUUCGAUGUGGAUGCUGAUACUGAGAAGCUUUUCUCCUCAAAGAGGACUUCUGAUGCCAUUUUCUUCCCUCCACCAAAUUGAUCAAAAAACUAGCUUAGUCUUGCUAGUUUCUUAGUCACCUCAAUAAAAAAGCUUAGAGUGCUCUAGCCCUGUAUGGCCUUCUAUAUAUUUUAUGUUUGGGUUUGUGAUUGUAGACCUGUUGACAUGGUCUUAUGAUAGAUGUUCAUUUGGUGUUUUGGUGUUAGUAGGAGUUGGUCCUCAUGUGUACGAUAAUGGUGGCUUUUUUUUUUUUUUUGGUCCUGAAUAAGAAAUUUUAUUAAUAAACCAAAAGGGAAUCAACCAACAUCUGAGAAGCAGUCCAAAAGGAGAAGGUUUGCAAAAGAAACAACAGGUUCAGGUCAUCAGAAAUUACCAGUGAAGCUUGGUCAAGGAGGAGAGAAGAGGAAGAGAAUCAAUAACAAACAGGACAUCUCCUUCAAGAAUAACUCGGGCAGUUCUAUUUGGUUAAAUAAUUUUUAAAAUAUGUAUUAUUAAGUAAAAUACCCAACACUGGAUUAGAUCAUUAGUUUGAACUUUGAAGUACGAAAGGAAUACAUUUCAAUUAUGGAUAUUCUUCACAUUUGCUACAUGAAGUGGUCCACUGAUGUUAAAGAUA